Messenger RNA from Stegodyphus dumicola, 612 nucleotides. Its product is annotated as toll-interacting protein-like. Gene Ontology annotation, cellular component: cytoplasm. Gene Ontology annotation, molecular function: ubiquitin conjugating enzyme binding; ubiquitin binding. Gene Ontology annotation, biological process: ubiquitin-dependent protein catabolic process. Lineage: Eukaryota; Metazoa; Arthropoda; Arachnida; Araneae; Eresidae. The record is from RefSeq and is a predicted model, not a curated record.
UUGAAAGAAAAUUUUGCAUCUUUAAUAUGGAUAUAAAUUUAAGGGAAAAUGAUGAAAACGCAUUAACUACCUUUAACUAAAGAGUACUUUUUGAUAGUAUUUGUCUGAAAUUUCUACUACAUCGUAUCGAAUCUAAUUAAAUACAUACAAUGACAAUUAGAAAUAUUUGAAAUGACAUAUUACUUUAAAGAAGCUCUGGAAAUUUAUUAACGAUUCCACCUGUGGUUAUGAAAAUUACGUAAAUAACUUAAGAAGCGAAUUACCGUUAAGUUAUCAAACUGAAAGUAAACAUGGUUAUGCGGCUUGUUUGUCUUCACUAAAGGUUAGUGUAAUAAUAUGGCUUCUUGUAAUUCAGUUGAUAAUCAUCCAGAAGAUAAAAGGGAAGCAAGAAGAAAACAGGUGAUGCUUGGAGAACUCCCAUCAGAUUUUUUACGAGUUACACCUAUUACGGCUGAGCAGCAGUUGGCUUUAGAUGAGCAGGCGGCUAUAGCAUUGCAGCAACAGUUGUCAGGCAAUACAAUUGCAUCAGCAGUUUCGGGUCGACUUACGAUCAGCGUAAUAGAGGUUCUGUUGCUUUUAUUAUUAUUGGUUGCAUUAGAAAACUUAGGAAAA